AUGGUCAAGAAAGUAGCUCUCAUUACUGGCGGGGCUAGUGGAAUGGGACUCGCUGUUGCUGAAGCCCUCGCAGCUCGUACUAAUGAAGAGUGGGACCUGUACCUUGUCGACCUCAGCGCUGACAAUCUCACGAAAGCCACGUCCUCGCUCAAGAAUGGGCACGCUCACCAGGCGAAUGUAGCCGACUACGCCUCGCUGGUAGCGGCUUUCGAAUCAGCAUGGACAAAGUCAGGUCGUCUCGACUUCGUCUUCGCGAACGCUGGUAUCGCCGAAAAAGACAAUUUCUACGAAGAACAUGCUCUCGACGCGCCGCCUCCACCGCCGAACAGCCUCGUAGUCGAUGUCAAUUACACGGCAGUGAUAAACACCUCAUGGCUCGCGUUCCACUACUUCCGGAAAUCCCAGGCCAAGCAUGGCAGAGCGAACAAUGACGCGGCCCUAGUCAUGACUGCGAGCUGUGGUGGCCUCUAUCCAGCCGAGUUCGGCCCUAUGUACUCUGGUGCUAAAGCGGGAGUAAUCCACUUUAACCGUGCUAUCACAGUAGCAUACCACCAUGCUGGCAUUAGGACGUUCACGGUCUGCCCAAGCAUCGUUCGCACCGGCCUGUUGAGCGAAGAGGAAUGGGGAUCUCUCCCAGAGAGCUUCAUGACACCCAUGGAGACAGUCGUUGACGCCGUGGUGAAGGUGGUGGAUGGAGGAGACAUUGCGGACGGUAACGGAAAGAAAGUGGCGGGCAAAGACAACUGGGGUCUGACUGUGGAGCUUUUUGGCAAGAACUUCUACUUCCGAGACGGUGUAGAGUACUGUGAUGAGGCUAUGAGGACUAUGGCGACGAAUACAGGCAUGAAGGCGCAGCUAGAGAGGAUCGGGAAGACAAAGGCGGAGGGCGAACAUGGAGCGUGGGGAGGUAUCGGCGAUAAAGUUUGA
This is a messenger RNA of Alternaria metachromatica, 927 nucleotides long. RefSeq lists its product as uncharacterized. The record is from RefSeq and is a predicted model, not a curated record. Gene Ontology annotation, cellular component: cytoplasm. The transcript has 2 exons. Lineage: Eukaryota; Fungi; Ascomycota; Dothideomycetes; Pleosporales; Pleosporaceae. Bases 1 to 927 code for a protein of 308 amino acids. Gene Ontology annotation, molecular function: oxidoreductase activity, acting on the CH-OH group of donors, NAD or NADP as acceptor.